AAAUAUGUAUCAGAGCCAUGCCACAAUAAGUACGCUCAGAUUCAUAUGAGCGACCAAAUCUGAUUAUACUUGAAACAUAAGGUUCAUUUGUAGGAUCAUGGUUUGAAUCUGUAACAGCAAUAAGAGUGUCCGUUGCUUUUAACCGCCGAAUCGGAAAAUAUACCACAAAAGAAUGUAAAUAAGAUAGAAGAAAUAAUAGAUAUAACCAGGAAGCGAAUAUACAGACAAAACAAAUUCCACGGUUGUGUGCCAUAUAGAAAUUAUGUAACUGGAAGAUUUUAUUACCGAAAUGUGCAUUUUAUUAUGUAUUAAUGAAUUUAAAUCACACGACCCACCCAUUCAAGUGCAGAAAAUAAUGUAUUGUUUUAUCGUAAUUUUAUUUCAGUACAGAUGUGAUGGCACUCAUUUCUUAAUAAAAUUCAGGAAUAAAUAUAAUUUUCUUACUGAGGGAUGCAUUCAGACACAAAUCAGUAGUAUUUUAUUUCUUAUUUUUUCAGAAUACAUAAAACUUAUUAUAUAAGAGAUAAUAGAAUAAUUACUGCCGCUCGUCCAUCAAAGUUAAGUAACACUUACCAUUGUUUGAACGAGGAAAGCUGAUCACUACAUAUAAAAAAGUCCUCUUAACGGUUUAAUUCAUUUAAAGUAUUUUUUUUAGUACAUUACCAAAAUGCAUAAAGUUUUGUUCAAACUUAGCACAAAUUUACUAAACUAUCUUCCUUUUUAAACUUUGUGCUACAUUUUCAAUCCUAAAGUAGAUUUUCAUAAGGAAUGUAUCAUAUUAUAAUUGCACACUGAUGAAUAUUUCUAGUUCCUCAUAUUGGUAGUUACAAUUUAUUUUGUCAACAACUUUUUCGGUACAAACAUAUUUGUAUUCGUUAUUAGUGUCCCGUGAACUAUUACUGGUUAAACAUCUAUAUAUAAUUCGUAUAAAUAUUUCUGUUACACUCUGUGUAAGUUGUCGAGUUUCGCGCAUCAUUUUGAAGUAAAUAUUAUAAGCAAGAUAUUCAUAAAUUAUAAUUAAGAAGUUUUGCGAUGAAUUCAUUCGAGUAUCCAAAAGUGUUAUCUAGAUUUUAUGGACCAUACACAGAAGAAAAAUAUAAUCAGUUUUUCAAUCCAAACGUUUGUCAUGUUUGCAAACGGCCCAGCAGAGACUUAAUAACAUGUAAUCAGUGCAAUAUGAUUUCUUACUGUUCUAAGGAGCACCAGAAGGUACAUAAAUAUUCACACUUGGAGAUGUGCAAUGCUAUAACAUUCGUAAUAACGGACAUAUCAUAUUGGGACACAUACCGUAACUCCGAAGAAUGGAUGGAAUCACGACAAGACGUUACAGUAAAAAUACUGGCUGUUCUAUCACGCGAAACAUACCGGUAUGAAACAGAAAUGUUAAUAUUCCCGAAAUCUUGUUAUGUUUGUUACAAACAAAUAAACGUCCAGCCGUGCCAAAUUUGCUAUUCAGCUAAUUUUUGUAAUGAUCAUAAAAUACUUUUUCAUCGAAAUCAUACGGAUUGCUGCGCCAAGCUGUUGCUAUUACUGAACAUGAAUAUCACCCAUAUUAAUGGUUCAUUGAAAGAGAUUGUGUCUGAAUACAGACACAAGUUCAUAAAAUUUCCUGGUGCGAAACCUUAUGAUGACAUUGUUACAUUUAUUAACAAUUAUGUAUUCUACAGGCAUUUAAGUAUUCUUCCUAAUUACACUUCUAAUUCAACUCGCUUGUGGCAUUUAAAACAUUAUAUAUGUUCUGAUUUUGUAUCCGGUCCGAUGACGUUAUACUACGCGUUACAGGAAUCAAAUUUAUCUCUCCCAAGCAAUCCAUCUAAAUAUAUCGUUCAUCUUAUAGAUGCAGACAUAAUAGAUGUUAUAUCUUCGCAAUUUUGGCAUAUUUUCUUACAUUUCUUUAAAGACAUAAAAGAACUACGUAUUGUAUUUAUAAAAUCGCCAAUACUCGAAUCCAAAUAUCUAGGGUCUGUAUGCUCUAUGUGCAGACGUGAUGGACAGAAACUUCAUGUUACAUAUGUACCAGAGCCGUACAACGAUUACGUACACUUAGAGUCUUUUGAGCAACCAAAUGUGAUUGUACUACUUGAAACAGAAACUGUUUUCGUAAGAACAUGGUUUAAAUCUAUAAAAGCAGUAGUAGCGCAAAAUUGUCCGUUACUUUUAACCGCAGAUUCGAAAAGUACAGUAGAAGGGAAUGUAGAUAAAAUACAAGAAGAAACGGGUAUAAGCAGAAGACGAUUGUACAGAAAAAAUAAAUUCCGCAGUUGUACACCAUAUAGAAACUAUAUAACUGGAGGAUUUUUUUACCGAAAUGCACAUUUUAUAAUGUAUUCAUGAAUUCAAAUCACGUGACCGACCCUGUCCAUGGCUAAAAGUAAUGUGUUAUUUGAUCAUAAUUUCAUUUUAAUGUAGAUUUGAUGACACUAUAUUUUUAAUAGAAUUCAGGAAUAGAUAAUAGUUUUCUUAUAGAGGGACAUAUUCAGGCACAAGUGAAUAGUAUUUAAUUUCUAAUUCUUUCAAAAUACGUAUACCAUGUUAUAUAUGAAAUAACAGAAUGAUUAUCGCAUACAUAAUGUCUUAAAAUUUUACAAUUUGUCGUAUGUUAUUCCGUGGUUAUAGGUAUUACAUUCAGCUACUAUCAUUCCAUAAUGAGUUUUAUGUAAUUAUCUCGUAAAUUCUUCCUUUAUCGACUGCGUGUUCUGCUAAUGAUUUGUAAUAGGAAUAAUUGUAAAACAUUUUAUAUAAGUUAUACUUUUAUGCUGUACCUUGUAAUCAGUAUAAGUCGUUGCAUCUGUUAUAAUUUUUACUUUUUAAAUAGACAAAAUAUAUUAAAAACAGAAAAACAAUCUUGGAAAUAUUAGUGCCUUACGAAUUUUCACGUUUUAUUGUAAACUAAAUACAAGUGUAAUCAUAAUCGCCAAUGAAAUAUAGUUUUUUUUAAUAGUA
This is a messenger RNA of Odontomachus brunneus, 2943 nucleotides long. RefSeq lists its product as uncharacterized. The transcript is spliced from 2 exons. The record is from RefSeq and is a predicted model, not a curated record. Gene Ontology annotation, cellular component: extrinsic component of mitochondrial inner membrane. Lineage: Eukaryota; Metazoa; Arthropoda; Insecta; Hymenoptera; Formicidae. The coding region runs from base 1033 to 2334 and encodes 433 amino acids.